Haliotis rufescens (red abalone) is the source of this 2459-nucleotide messenger RNA. RefSeq names its product receptor-type tyrosine-protein phosphatase H-like. The transcript has 14 exons. The record is from RefSeq and is a predicted model, not a curated record. The coding region runs from base 1 to 1665 and encodes 554 amino acids. Gene Ontology annotation, biological process: protein dephosphorylation. Lineage: Eukaryota; Metazoa; Mollusca; Gastropoda; Lepetellida; Haliotidae. Gene Ontology annotation, molecular function: protein tyrosine phosphatase activity.
AUGUAUUGUGACAGUUAUGGUCGUGUUACAGAGGGUCUAGAGGGUCUAGAGGGUCCAGAGGGUCAAGAGGGUCUAGAGGGUCUGGAUGGUCUAGAGGGUCUUGAGGGCCUAGAGGGUCUUGAGGGUCUGGAGGAUCUAGAGGGUCAAGAGGGUCUAGAGGGUCUGGAGGGUCUAGAGGGUCUUGAGGGCCUAGAGGGUCAAGAGGGCCUAGAGGGUCUGGAGGGCCUAGAGGGUCUGGAGGGUCUAGAGGGUCUGGAGGGUCAAGAGGGUCUAGAGGGUCAAGAGGGUAUAGAAGGUCUGGAGGGCCUAGAGGACACAGGAGCCAACGCUGAAGCCACGUAUGUUGUACUUGUCGCCAUCCCCAUCCUCAUCCUCGUUGUCAUCGUGUACAGAAGGCGACGCAAAGGAAGACAGCAGAACCAGAGAGGAACUCCUAAUCCAACUUACACAUCGUGUUCGGUCUAUACACUAGGCGGGGACAUGUGUGAUGAGCUGAGCGGGGACACGUCGAAGGAGGUCAUGGAUGGGGAGUUUAAAAAACUGCCUUCUUCAAAUAUAAAACCAGUAAAUUGUGCCUCCUUGGACGAAAACGAAGGGAAGAACAGAUACAAAGAUAUCCUGCCAUUUGAUGCUACACGAGUGCCCCUUGAGAUUGAAAAUGAAGAUGACAGCGACUACAUCAACGCCUCUUACAUAGAUGGAUACAUGGACCAGACCCGCUAUGUUGCAACCCAAGGGCCCUUGGAACACACAAAGAACGACUUCUGGAGGAUGAUAUGGCAACUGAACACCGCCAAGAUUGUCAUGGUUACUAACCUCAUGGAGUCGGGGAAGUUGAAGUGCUACAUGUACUGGCCAUUCUGCAGCUCUGAGUCCACGAUGUACGGCAGUAUAAGUGUUCAGUGCGCGAAAGAGGAGGUCUACGAGACCUACACCCUCCGCUCAAUGGCGAUCUGGAAGGAAGCUACAGAGACAAGAAUGAUCAAGCAGUUCCACUUCACACAGUGGCCCGACCACGGGGUUCCCAGUGACACUACAGCACUAUUACACUUCAACAAAGUAGUGAAGGACACGGCACUACCACUGUCAGGGCCAUUAGUGGUUCACUGCAGUGCAGGUGUUGGACGGACUGGCACUUUCUUAGCGUUGGACUACUUACUGGACCAGGCAAGGAGCGAGGGCCGAGUCUGUGUCUACAACUGUGUGCAACACUUCCGUAGGGAGAGGAUGAAAAUGGUUCAAACAAAAGAGCAGUAUAUAUUCAUACACAGCAUUCUCCUGGAUGCCUUGCAAUGUGAACAGACCUUGACUCGCCCCAUCGAGCCAGUACACAUCCAGUGUGAGACAUGCUGGAACCAGAUUAAUAAUAAGCACAGGGUCAAUAUGGACAUUUCAUCCAUUGACAGUGAUGAAGAAGAUGUUCUGUAUGAAAAUGUUCCCCAUCACUGGGCACGUCAGCUUCAACAAAGAAGUGGAGAUGCGGCCUCUCUCCCCGACGUCUGUGACGUGGUCUGUGAAACAAUGCCCUUGCUGUCUAGUGCAACAAACACCUCAAGCGAGGAGAGGAGCCCGGAAGAGAAGACGGACGACGAGGGAGGAAGGAUGAGUUGGGUGUCGCCUCUGUUAGGUACAAGUGACAGGAUACAGGAGACGGGUUACGAGUGACAAGUCACUGUUUCGUUCUGCCACAUAUUCCAGAGUUCCUUGAAUACAUAUUUUGUUCAUACUGUGCGUGUGUGGUGAUAAGUAGGGUAGUGCAUCGUAUUGGUAAAUUUCGUUUAAAGUCAUCCAUAUCUUGUAUGUGUUUCUCAUCUACAACCUUAACCAGCAUGAGAGAGGGCAGACGAAAUAUGAUAAGAAAAAGUUGGGUUUUUUUAAUACAAAAUAAACUGAUGUUGUGUAACUUAAUCUAUAACAUUUUAAAGUUUUAAAACUUUUGCUAUCAGUCUUUAAUAAUUUAUUUGUGACAUAGAUCGAGUUACUUAGCUUCAGUAACGACUAUUUAAUAAAUAUAGCUGAAGAAAGAUCAAUCUCAUCUGGUUGUAUUAUAGACUUCAGUGUGAAAGACUGAUUUUUCUGAAGUUGAGAAAAAAGAUAUUUUCAUUGCAGUGAACAUAACACUUGAUAUUUCACUGCAGUGACACGUUUACGGAACUAUUGUUUUACAAGAGUUACCUCCCCUUAAAUUGUCUCCCUUUAGCGUAAAUGUCAAGCCCGUACACAAACUGUUGACGUCCUUUUUACGUUAGUUCCACAUUCAACAAAGCAAAAUAAUGACAGAUGGUCUUUUAUGGAGUCAAUAUCACUUCUUUGCCGUUUGUUAUCCUCUCGAAAAUGAUUCGUUAUAAAUUGUACAUUUCUCAUUUAACUCGUCAAUCGAGACUGUUCGUUUCGCAAAGCGCCAUUUUUGUUACUUGACCAGCGUGUAUUCUUUCGCUUCCAACAGCGGUCUCCAAGUU